AUACAAAUUUAUCGGAAACGUUCAGCUCGUUAGUAAAUUAAAAGAAAAUUUCGUUUAUUGUGCUCGUUUGUGCGGUUCGCGUUUACCUAUAUGAAUCGUUCAUUGGUUUAGUAUGCAUUGAUUUGUGGAGUAACCUUCUAGUCAGAGGCUAUCGCGAUGCGUCUGUUCAAACGUCAGUGUUCUGAUACCAGUCCGCAGCUAGUUUCGGCUACCCCGUUAUCACAGGAUGGAGGAGCUGGGCCUCUGGCAGCUUUCCAUGAAAAUUCCGAGCGUACCAAGAAGAAAGCUCAAAACGAGAACGACGGGUCGGAACGAACUUCCGCCAAAGAAAAUACCGGCGACUUACUGAAACCACCCUCCUCGCAAGCUUGUGUCUCGAAUCGUAAAGGAAUUUCAACAUGGGGAAGAAAAGUAGGCCGAAGAUGGGAUCAGCUGAAGAGAUCGGAUAGUUCGGAGUUGCUUUCGGUUUCGGGCCGAAGAAGACGGUGGAGCCCGAAUCGGAAAAGUUGUGGCAAUGCAACGGACAAGAAAGAAAACGGUACCAAUGGAUCGCCGGAACUACCAAAGCCAAAGAGAAUCUCUAGAGUCGAAUCCCUGCGAAACUUAUUCAGGAGCAGCGAACGGAAUAACAACUUUCUAGCCGGUGACGUGUCUGCUAGAAACGUGACGAUUCAAGAAGAGGAUGUCACCUGCAUCAGUCACUAUCCGAUGGAGAAGGCGUUGAGCGAUGGCGCGAUAAAGAACGCGCCCUUCCGGGUCAGCUCGGACGACAGUCGAUUGGAUCCACGUGGCGUUAAUCUUCAGGAGAAGAAGAAACAGCUCAGCCGCAGCAUACAUGAUCUCCAGGAGCAACAACGCGUUUUGGAUUAUAUUCUGACGAACCAGGACAUACUGAAAACGGAGAAAGGAUCAGCGUUCGCGAAGGAUACCUUGGACAAAGUCAGACGGAGCACCAGUCCGAAACGUCGAACCAGCCAAUCGACAUCGGAUGUGAACAAAAACAACGUCUCGACACAGACGAAAGAUUUCUUAAGCUCCCAACUGAAUAACAUCAAGAAGAACUUGUUUAACGCCCGAGCAAGUGGUAGCGAAUGCGACAGAACAGACGCACCGAGACCCUACACAACGACAGGUCUGGAGGACUUGAUGAGCAACUUGCGACUAGGUUGCGACGAAAGCGGCUACGAUUCCGACAGCACGCGAGCCGGAGCGGACUCUCCAGACAGCGGGAAGUCCGUGCCACCGAUGUUAAAGCCCCGUAGCUUCUCCAUAACAUCCGACGAUUACCACGGGAUCGAUUUGUCCUUACCAGCUUGCACACCCAAUAACAGGGACGUGGCGACAGGGACCGAAGGUACCGAAGUUGGACCGUCCUGUCUCGACGAGACUAUUGUUCUCGGGAAAAGCUUGCUGAACGAAUCCGUAAGGACAGACACAACAGCAUUGAUGUCCGAUGGAGAUGAAACGGACAGUUGCGACGAAGACACCUUCGCAGGAUUCGCCGAGUUCCACAUGAGCUGUCCUGCUCAGUACCCAAAACACGACAGCACCCUGCGAAAAUGUGACACUGGUCUGUCGAAAGCAUCCAGCACAGGGACUUCAAUGAAUAAUAAUUUUGUAGAACCUGGAACGUCCACCUGCGAAAGUAACGAACUCUCCAGGUUACCCGAGAAGCGAUCGUUCGCCAAAUCGGAAUCACUGUCUCUUUCGCAGGCGGUGAAGAUACAGAACCUACAGAAAGAGACAAGAUCUCAGAUACCCCUAAAGUCUCGGAAGCACACUAAUUCCAGCGCGUUGAAUCUACUAGAUAACGCCGCCUCCCCGUGCAAGGACAGUCCUCCAGCAUCAAAAAUCGUUUCGACGAUCGUCAACAGUCCCUUGCAAUACUACAGCCCAAAGAGGUCGCGAUCGAACAUGGAACCAGAAGACGUGGCGAACGCUAGGAAUAAAUUGAAGAAGCCUGCACUGGUUACGAAGAUCGAGCAACCAGCUGCGACUCAUAUGGCGACGCCAGCGAAGACUCUGAUCCGUCGAGAACUGAAGACGAUGAAGCUUUCCGUGGAGAACUCGGGUAGCCUAGGUAUCUCUGUGGAGAGGCGAGAGGCCGUCAGACCUUUCUACGUGAUCUCCAAGAUGGACGCGAACGGGGAAGCAGCGAAAUCGAAGCAAUUCCGGAUCGGGGACGAGAUUGUCCGAGUCUGUGGGCGAAGGUUGCGCGGAAUGUCGAUCGCGGAAGCUAGAAACGCGUUGAGGAGCUGUACAGGAACUGUGGAGCUGCAGAUCGCCAGGGAGCCGACUUUCACGUUUGGCGAGGAACUUGGCGACACCUGGGGCGAUAUUUUGGUCCGCACACGAAGCGACUCCGAGGUGUGGACGUUGAAGGAGGAGAAGACUGAGGCGGAGGUUUCUGUGUCUGUUGACACGGAAGCAAGACGAGAGGACCCGUCCAAGUGCAAGAUCGUCGGAGCGUUAACGAAGGACGGGAACAACGUGUCGGCGAGCGCGAUGGAGCGAAUGGAAAGUGACAGUGAGCUAAAAAGGGAAUCUGACCAGAAGAUGACUGGCAUGAGGAAGUUCCAGGUGGUCAGGAAACGCGGUACGAAUACGGUUUCCUGUUCGAGAAGGGCGACCAGCCUCUCGAUGGACCUGUUGACCAUUACGUUGGAGAAAGGCGCAGCGAAAAAAUUAGGAUUCUCGAUCGUCGGUGGAUCGGAUAGCAACAAAGGGUCUAUGGGUAUUUUUGUGAAGGACAUCAUGGCCGGGGGCCAAGCAGCCGAGGAUGGAACACUGAAAGUUGGUGAUGAGAUACUGGCGAUCAAUGGGAUGUCCAUGGACGGACUGACGCACGCGAAGGCUUUGCAGUCGUUCAAAGCCGCGAAGGCUGGGAAAAUGGUCCUCCACGUGGGACGACGGGAUCCAACGCACAAACAGUUGUGUUAUAGGCGAUAGUAUUUGGUGGUUAUAACAGUGGAUAUAUCAUUCAAUCAAAAUCCUAUGAUUGCCUGGACAAGCUGACGGAGGCCGGAGACGAAUGAAAAAAUUAAGAAGUAUCGGAUAAUCAUAUUUGCCAGUCACUAAAAAAUUGAACUAUCCUUAUUAUUAAUUUAACACGUGAAUCGAAUCUUUUGUCAAAGAUCUUAUUUUGUCACUGUCGCGAGGAGGAAAAUGUAUAUAUUUUCGUGUAUAAAUUCCGCGCACGUAAUUACGAUUCACAAACAUAAUUGAUUAUCAAUAAUUACCAACGUAGCAACAUCGAGCAUCACAUUCUUCAUUUCGUCGUA
This is a messenger RNA of Dufourea novaeangliae, 3281 nucleotides long. RefSeq lists its product as uncharacterized. Bases 157 to 2949 code for a protein of 930 amino acids. The record is from RefSeq and is a predicted model, not a curated record. Gene Ontology annotation, molecular function: protein binding. Lineage: Eukaryota; Metazoa; Arthropoda; Insecta; Hymenoptera; Halictidae. The transcript is spliced from 6 exons.